Vitis vinifera (wine grape) is the source of this 975-nucleotide messenger RNA. Its product is annotated as probable NEDD8-conjugating enzyme Ubc12-like. Bases 145 to 696 code for a protein of 183 amino acids. The record is from RefSeq and is a predicted model, not a curated record. NCBI's taxonomy places the organism in Eukaryota, Viridiplantae, Streptophyta, Magnoliopsida, Vitales, Vitaceae. The transcript is spliced from 6 exons.
GAAGCGGGACCACCGCUUGCCAUCUGCUCCCGACUCGCCUCUUUUUAUCUCAGUGUACUUGCCCACCAGUAUACAUUAUUUUCGUUGGUGGGUCUGAUAAAAUUUUUCAGUGUUUCUCCUGCGGUAUAUUCCCAGUCAGGAGCUAUGAUUAAGCUUUUUAAAGUAAAGGAGAGACAGAGAGAAAUUGCUGAGAGUGCCAAUGGAAGGGCACCCGUUAAGAAGCAAACUGCUGGAGAAUUGCGCCUUCAUAAAGAUAUCAGUGAGUUGAACCUACCCAAAUCAUGUUCCAUAUUAUUCCCCAAUGGAAAGGAUGAUCUGAUGAACUUUGAAGUUGUAAUUCGACCUGAUGAAGGAUAUUAUUUAGGUGGCACAUUUAAUUUCUCUUUCCAAGUAAAUUCUAUCUAUCCACAUGAAGCUCCAAAAGUCAAGUGCAAGACCAAGGUCUACCAUCCCAACAUUGACUUGGAAGGAAAUGUUUGCCUCAACAUUUUACGAGAAGAUUGGAAACCUGUCCUUAAUAUAAAUACGAUUAUUUAUGGAUUGUACCAUCUUUUCACGCAACCGAAUCAUGAGGAUCCCCUCAACCAUGAAGCAGCAGCUGUGUUGAGAGAUAACCCAAAGUUGUUUGAAUCCAAUGUAAGAAGGGCUAUGGCUGGCGGGUAUGUGGGACAGAUCUCCUUCCCACGGUGUCUGUAGCUUUGGUUUGCCUGGACUUGGUGCCACUCCAUAUUGUCAUUCCUUGAAGGCCCAGGAGCUGCAUCUUGUUUCAAAUUACAUGUUUUGAUUUUCAGGGUGAGGUUAGGGAAUUGUAAUUCCCAAAAAACCAACAAAGGCCCAGAGGAAGGUGUGUAGGUUACCGUAACUUUUGUGGCUCUUGUGACGUUGGCUUGCCAUUUCUUUAUUUUGAUGUGGAACAAUACAGACUUAUAGCUUGGACAAGGAUAUACGUAUAUUACAUCUUUUGUUUUUCCCCCA